AGAGUUGUGAAUUAUUAGAGUGGUUGAGAGUAAAGCAACAACACACCCAAAUAAUCAUGGAGACAUGGUUCCUGUUCAUAGUCACUCUCUGCAUUGCCGCACUCAUUAGAGCGAUCUUCACCACCAUCACCACCAUUGUCGCCACCAAAACUCCUCCGGGCCCACCCCACAUCCCAAUAAUCACAAGCAUCUUGUGGUUGAGAAAAUCAUUUUCCCAGCUUGAACCAAUCCUCAGAAACCUCCACGCCAAACAUGGCCCAAUUGUCACCCUCCGCAUCGGCUCCCGCCCCGCCAUCUUCAUCUCCGACCGCUCCCUCGCCCACCGUACCCUCGUUCAAAACUCCGCCAUAUUCUCCGACCGCCCUAAGCCCAUCGCCACCGGCAAAGUCCUCUCCGCCAACCAGCACAACAUCAGCUCUGCCUCUUAUGGCGCAACCUGGCGUGCCCUCCGACGCAACCUCGCCGGCGAGAUGCUCCACCCCUCCCGUGUGAAGUCCUUCUCACAAACCCGGAAAUGGGUCCUCGACACGCUCCUCCACCGCCUGAAAUCCGCUUCCUCCCAAUCAGAUUCUAACCCCUCCGCCGCUGUCACUGUCGUCAGCCACCUCCGCUACGCCAUGUUCUGCCUGCUAGUUUUCAUGUGCUUCGGGGAGAGACUCGACGACGCGAUAAUCAACGACGUGGAGCGCGUGCAGAGGAACCUGCUCUUAAACGCUAGCAAAUUCAGCAUCCUGAAUUUCUGGCCGAAAAUCACUGGAUUUCUGCUACGAAAUCGUUGGAAUGAGCUUUUACAACUCAUGAAAGAUCAAGAAGACGUUCUGGUUCCACUCAUCAGAGCAAGAAAGCUAGCUAAAGAGGGGAAACCAGUCAACGACGUCGUUUCCUAUGUCGAUACGCUUCUCGAAUUGGAGUUGCCGGAAGAGAAACGCAAGCUGAAUGAGAGUGAAAUGGUGACUCUGUGCUCGGAGUUUCUUAACGCCGGUACCGACACAACGUCGACGGCGUUGGAGUGGGUGCUGGCGAAUCUGGUUAAAUACCCACGCGUGCAGAAGAAUAUUGUAGAUGAAAUUAGUGAUGUGAUGAAGGGAAGAGAAGACAAGGAGGUGAAGAAGGAAGAUUUGGUGAAACUGCCUUAUUUGAAGGCGGUGAUACUGGAAGGUUUACGGCGGCAUCCGCCGGGGCAUUUUGUGCUGCCGCAUGCCGUGACGGAGGACACGGUGUUGGAUGGUUACUUGGUGCCGAAGGACGGGACGGUGAAUUUCAUGGUGGCGGAAAUGGGGUGGGACCCGCAGGUGUGGGAGGAACCGAUGGAGUUUAAGCCUGAGAGGUUUUUGAACAAUGAGGGGAAGGAGGUUGAAGGUUUUGAUAUUACUGGGAGUAAAGAGAUUAAGAUGAUGCCAUUUGGUGCAGGGAGGAGGAUUUGUCCUGGUUAUAAUUUGGCUUUGAUGCAUUUGGAGUAUUUUGUGGCUAAUUUGGUUUGGAGUUUUGAGUGGAAGGUUCCUGAAGGUGGGAGUGUUGAUUUGUCAGAGAAGCAGGAGUUUACUAUGGUCAUGAAGUAUCCAUUGCAGGCUCAUCUUACUCCUAGGAUUUAGUGUUGAACUCUGCUGUCUGCUGCAAGCAUUGUCCCAUUAUUAUUAUAGUCUAAUAAAUCAUCUGUAUAAACAUGAUGUUUUAGAUGGAGUUUAUGAUGUUUUAGAUGGAGUUUAUCUGCCAAUUUGAGUGAAUUGCCAAGAUUCAUUUUAAGAGAAUCGUCCAUAGCAUCAUGGCGAGAGAUUUUUGUGUUUGCUUUGAAUUAGAUGUUCUGUCCAGUGUGUUUAGAAAUGUCCUCAAUUUCAUGGUUGGGGAACAAGUAGCAUAAAUUGAAAGAUAUUUUAUUAUUGUA
Molecule: messenger RNA, 1882 nt
Organism: Lotus japonicus
Lineage: Eukaryota; Viridiplantae; Streptophyta; Magnoliopsida; Fabales; Fabaceae
Product: cytochrome P450 89A2-like
Exons: 1
Coding region: 57-1592 (511 amino acids)
Cellular component (GO): membrane
Molecular function (GO): iron ion binding; oxidoreductase activity, acting on paired donors, with incorporation or reduction of molecular oxygen, NAD(P)H as one donor, and incorporation of one atom of oxygen; heme binding
Source: RefSeq, a predicted model, not a curated record